Messenger RNA from Labrus mixtus (cuckoo wrasse), 5022 nucleotides. RefSeq names its product actinin, alpha 4 (gene actn4). Lineage: Eukaryota; Metazoa; Chordata; Actinopteri; Labriformes; Labridae. Gene Ontology annotation, biological process: actin cytoskeleton organization; muscle cell development. The transcript is spliced from 22 exons. The coding region runs from base 276 to 2972 and encodes 898 amino acids. The record is from RefSeq and is a predicted model, not a curated record. Gene Ontology annotation, molecular function: actin filament binding; calcium ion binding. Gene Ontology annotation, cellular component: cell projection; plasma membrane; cell junction.
CAGCAGCCUCUCAGUUCAGAGGGAAAGCUUUUCUUCUCGCAGCAGCAGCAGCGGGGAUUUUGUGACUGCACACGCCGGAUAUUCAUCACAUUUAAAAAAAACAAGACGAGACAAGCAGGACUCCUCCCGGGCUCCUGAACCCUACCCCUCACCACCUCCCUGAUUUGGGCCUUCGUUUUCUUUUUUUUUUUUUUCUCAUAUAAUUUUUUCUUAUAUUUGAACGUGUCCUCCUGCUGACAGUUGGUCUGUGGCGCACUCAGGCUGCUUUUGCUGACAUGGUAGAUUAUCACGCUGCCAAUAAUCAAUCGAGCGGAGGUCCGCCGACCUACAUGGAGCAAGAGAAUGACUGGGACCGGGACAUGCUCCUGGACCCGGCCUGGGAGAAGCAGCAGAGGAAGACCUUCACUGCCUGGUGUAACUCCCACCUGAGGAAAUCCGGAACGCAGAUCGAGAACAUCGAGGAGGACUUCAGAGAUGGACUCAAACUCAUGCUGCUGCUGGAGGUCAUCUCAGGAGAACGGUUACCCAAGCCCGAGCGAGGAAAGAUGAGGGUCCACAAGAUCAACAAUGUCAAUAAAGCUCUGGACUUCAUCGCCAGCAAGGGAGUCAAACUGGUCUCUAUCGGAGCAGAGGAAAUCGUGGAUGGAAAUGCAAAGAUGACCCUGGGAAUGAUCUGGACCAUCAUCCUCCGCUUCGCCAUCCAGGACAUCUCUGUAGAAGAGACUUCUGCGAAGGAGGGUCUCCUCUUGUGGUGCCAGAGGAAGACCGCUCCCUACAAGAAUGUCAAUGUGCAGAACUUCCACAUUAGCUGGAAGGACGGCCUCGCCUUCAACGCUCUGAUCCACAGACACAGACCUGAUCUCAUCGACUACGACAGCCUCAGAAAGGACGACCCCGUGACCAAUCUGAACAACGCCUUUGAGGUGGCUGAGAAGCACCUGGACAUCCCCAAGAUGUUGGACGCAGAAGACAUUGUGAACACUGCUCGUCCAGAUGAGAAAGCCAUUAUGACUUAUGUGUCCAGUUUCUACCAUGCCUUCUCUGGAGCACAGAAGGCCGAGACAGCCGCUAAUCGCAUCUGCAAAGUGCUGGCUGUCAACCAGGAGAACGAGCAGAUGAUGGAGGACUACGAGAAGCUGGCCAGUGAGCUGCUGGAGUGGAUCCGUCGUACGAUCCCCUGGCUGGAGAACAGAACCCAGGAGAAGACCAUGAAUGACAUGCAGGCCAAACAGGAGGACUUCAGAGACUACCGCCGUGUCCACAAACCACCUAAGGUCCAGGAGAAAUGUCAGCUGGAGAUCAGCUUCAACACUCUGCAGACUAAACUGAGGCUCAACAACAGACCUGCCUUCAUGCCGUCAGAGGGACGCAUGGUGUCUGAUAUCAACGGAGCGUGGCACACUCUGGAGGGAGCAGAGAAAGGUUACGAGGAGUGGAUCCUCAGCGAGAUCAGACGUCUGGAGAGACUCGAGCACUUGGCUGAGAAGUUCCACCAGAAGGCCGCCAUCCAUGAAUCCUGGACGGAUGGUAAAGAGGCCAUGUUGACCCAGAAAGACUACGAGACCAGCACCCUGUCAGAAGUGAAGGCGUUGCUACGGAAACACGAGGCCUUCGAGAGCGACCUGGCAGCUCAUCAGGACAGAGUGGAGCAGAUCGCCGCCAUCGCACAGGAGCUCAACGAGCUGGACUACUACGACUCUGCCAGCGUCAACGCUCGCUGUCAGAAGAUCUGUGAUCAGUGGGACUCGCUGGGAGCGCUCACCCAGAGCCGCAAAGAGUCACUGGAGAGGACAGAGAAGCAGCUGGAGUCGAUAGACGAGCUUUACCUGGAGUACGCCAAGAGGGCAGCACCCUUCAACAACUGGAUGGAGGGAGCCAUGGAGGACCUGCAGGACAUGUUCAUCGUCCACAACAUCGAGGAGAUCCAGGGUCUGAUCACGGCCCAUGAGCAGUUCAAGUCCACCCUCCCGGAGGCCAACAAGGAGCGGGAGGCCAUCCAGGCCAUCCAGUCCGAGGUGCAGAAGAUCGCCCAGAGCAACGGCAUCAAGCUGGGCAGCGCCAACCCUUACACCACCAUCACACCCGAGAGCAUCGACAACAAAUGGGCAAAGGCGAUGGACAUGGUGCCGCAGCGUGACAAAGCUCUGCAGGAGGAGCUCAACAAGCAGAACAACAACGACAGCCUGCGGGCCAAGUUUGCCACUCAGGCCAACACGGUCGGCGCCUACAUCCAGGCCAAGAUGGAGGAAAUCGGCAGGAUAUCUAUCGAGAUGAACGGCACUCUGGAGGACCAGCUGACCAGCCUGAAGGAGUACCAGAAGAGCAUCAUGUCCUACAUGCCCGAGAUCAACACGCUGGAGGGAUACCACCAGCUCAUCCAGGAGGCCCUCAUCUUCGACAACCAGUACACCUCCUACACGAUGGAGCACCUCCGUGUGGGUUGGGAGCAGCUGCUCACAACCAUCGCCAGAACCAUCAACGAGGUGGAGAACCAGAUCCUGACGCGUGACGCCAAGGGCAUCAGCCAGGAGCAGCUCUUCGAGUACCGCGCCUCCUUCAACCACUUUGACAAGGACCACGGCGGGACCCUGCAGGCCGAGGAGUUCAAAGCCUGUUUGAUCAGUCUGGGCUACGAUGUGGAGAACGACAAGCAGGGCGACUCCGAGUUUGCUCGCAUCAUGGGUAUAGUGGAUCCCAACGGCAGCGGCGCCGUCACCUUCCAGGCCUUUAUUGACUUCAUGUCGAGGGAAACGACCGACACGGACACCGCGGACCAGGUCAUCGCCUCCUUCAAGAUCCUGGCUGCUGAUAAGACCUUCAUCACCGCCGACGAGCUGAGGAGGGAGCUUCCCCCCGACCAGGCGGAGUACUGCAUCGCCCGCAUGGCGCCCUACACCGGGCCCGACGCUGUCCCCGGAGCCCUCGACUACAUGUCCUUCUCCACCGCCCUGUACGGAGAGAGCGACCUGUAAAGGAGGAAGAGGAGGGCUGGACAGAUGAGGGAGGGGGGGGGGGGGGGGGGGGGUGAGGGUCUUUCUGUUCGCAGAGGAGACGCCAGGAAUGGAAGGUUUUGGAAGGAUUUGAGUGGUUGUGAGGUGCCCCUGCGUGUGCCGGUUUAGAAAUCAUCAGAAAAAGGAUUCAGAGAUGUUGAUUGGACUGUAGUUUUGGUUUUUGGCUCUGCGGGAUGUUUUUCAGCUCCGUUACGUCGUUUUCAGGUCGAGAGGGAUCAAGGUCAAUUUGUCAUAAAGUUUAUAUAAACGCCGUCUCCGGGGGGGCAGCUGUGGGGACGAGGGGAACAGACGUCUACGGUGCGGGUCCUUAGCUUCACCCUGUCUGCCUUCAUGGGGGUCAAACAGGGGGGAGGACGGGGGGGUUAGGACUGGGGGGGAGGGGGGGAGGGGCACAAGCUAAUCUGAUACUUAUGCUAAUUUUUGUUUAUUUUAUUAUAAUUUUUUCUUCUUGCCAGGUGGGGGUCAGGGCGUACGGCGGCGGGGGCGGGGCAGUGUGGGGUUUGACGUGGCGACUGGCGAGGUUUGUGUAUUAGAUCCUAGAGAGAUAUAUGCUGCGGGGAGGGGGGGCGGGCGGGCGGGGAGUUGACCAACCAGAGAUAAAAAUGACAUAUUUACCCAUAAUUCCCCAUGUUGCUGGAUAAGGUGACCUGUCUAACCUCAAGCUCUUUUUCCUCCUCCUGUCUUUUUGUUUAUGACUUUUUUCGUUUGUUUUCCGGGGGGGCAGGCGGGUGUGGCGGGGGUGGGGCGGGGUCAGUGCAGGUGGGAGGGGCCGGGGGGGGGGGGGGCUCAGCGCUGUACAUACUUCUUUUGUUUUUUCAGUGCGAAGAAUGACACGAACACGGUCCAAUUUGUUGGGAAAUAAUCAGCGCAGGCUUUCCAGUAGAGCAAAGUAGAGACAUUUAUUAGAUAAUAAAAUGAGAAAAUACAACAAAAAUGUAAAGCCAAUGACGGUGACACACACAGAGCAGUUUCUACAGUGGAUAGGUUUGAGCUUCCAGACAUUUGUUUUCCAUUUCCAAAUUAUGAAAAUGCACAAAAGUUGAUGCUAGUGUAUCUUCUCCAUGAUGGGCAUAAUUAUCCACCCAUAUUUUCCUCCUGGGUUUGGCAUCAGGUGCUUACUCAAACACAGAACUUAUACAUUAAUAUGAUAGUUGAGACAAAGUUAGUCCAGUUUUAUAUUCCAGAAAACACACACACAUGAUAGAAGUAUAUUAAUGUCACAGAUGUAUUUGAUUGGCUGAAUGAAGCGUCUCGCACUUCCUGGAUUGAAAGGGGUUUGCAUAGUGCCGCACUUUGGAGAGCUCCCCAUGUGAUGGAAUAAAACGUGCCUGUUGGGUUUCUGCAGCCCUGUCCCUCCUUCUCUGUCUCUUGACUUUCUCCCUACCUCACACUCCCACUCUCUCCCUCCCUUCCCUUCCUCCCCCCCCCUCUUCUCUCCCCUCUGCCUCCCUCAUUUAUCUCUGAAGAAAAGGGAAAGAAAAUUUACUGAGGAAAAGAGGGAGGGGAACGAUCGUGGGAGGGGGGUCUGUAUGUAAACAUUCCAUUAUGUGCAAAUAAAAAAUAUCACAAAAAAAGGAAAAUUGUUGUGUAAAAAAAAAAAAAACUAUGCAAUCAUAACGUGUUCAAUAUCUGAGUUGUGGGGGGAAAAGCUGCGGGCAUCAAAUGUGAGGACGUCUCCUGGUAAAUUAAACAGAGGAUAUCAGAUUUCUCCGGUGUGUGUGUGUGUUGGCUGUUAAGAGGGUGAGGAGGGGGAGACGGAGGGAGGGAGGCACAGACAGGGAAGGAACUGAGAAGAAAAGACUCGGACCAAAAGCUUGUUUCUUUUUUUUUCUUUCUCUUUUUUUUUCCCCUGCGAGGUUGGAGAGAAAUGAACUCUGGAAUUGUGAUUUUUCUUUUUUUUGUACUCUUUAAUAUCAAACCUUAUCUGCUGUACUGGAAACUGCAAACGCCUUCUGUCUCUAAUGAUAAGUGAGUUUCACAAAGCACACAUAAAAAGUUUCCUUACAAAAUA